Molecule: messenger RNA, 771 nt
Organism: Cavenderia fasciculata
Lineage: Eukaryota; Evosea; Eumycetozoa; Acytosteliales; Cavenderiaceae
Exons: 4
Coding region: 1-771 (256 amino acids)
Source: RefSeq, a predicted model, not a curated record
AUGAAUAGAUUACUUUCACCUCUUCCAUCAAUACUACUAGUAAUACUAUAUACGAUUCUAUUGUUAUCGUCGUAUUCGAAUGCUGAGAAUCUUGCAAAAUAUCAACCUGGUGAUGCUAUUAAAUUAGAAUGUUUAAAUAGACAAACGAUGGAAUGGGGACCAGGUCCAAGAUGUGAAGGAAGAAAGAAAGGUGAUUAUGAUGGAAUUACAUUCUUUUAUGGAAAGAAUACGUUCCUUAGUUGUGGUAUUGCGAUCAGCACAAAAGAGAUGUAUGAACAAUUAACUCAAAAUAUUAAACAAGAAAAUUCAUGGGAAUGUAGAAUACCAUUAUCACCAGAUGACAAAUUAAAGAUUUAUAUACCUGUUCAUAUACCGGUUUGGGGAUUUGUUCAAACUGAUCAUUUGGAUGUUACCGAUCAUAUCAAUGUUUUAUUUCAUGAAGAGGAUGGUAUUAUUCAUGGUGCCACUAUAUAUCCAGUCAAAGAUAAGUUUGUUCAAGUUAAAUCUGACCUUAGAUCAACACUCACCUAUCACGGUCACAUCAAAUGGCUCAAGGGUGGAUCAUUUUCAGAGAUAUCUGGUGGUGCUGGCGCCGGCGGUGGAGUAAAUACUGGUGCCAAUGAAUUUGGGCAACUAUGGAUAUCUGCAAGCAUGUCAUCUGUAUUCCUUUGGUGUCUAAUUACAUUUGUUUUUAGUAUAUUGGCUGCUGCCAUUAUUUAUAAAUCUUUCCUUAAACCAAGAUUAAUUAGAAAAUAUUUAAAAACUGAUUAA